This is a messenger RNA of Pollicipes pollicipes, 929 nucleotides long. RefSeq lists its product as uncharacterized. The transcript is spliced from 3 exons. The record is from RefSeq and is a predicted model, not a curated record. Lineage: Eukaryota; Metazoa; Arthropoda; Thecostraca; Pollicipedomorpha; Pollicipedidae. Bases 170 to 556 code for a protein of 128 amino acids.
UGGCCCGAGGCACGCUCCGGCCAGGGAAUCCCGUCUUCACACCCACUCAGUGGGACUUGGCCGAAUCAGGAUCCUGGCAUAUAAGUCAGGAUGGGGAGGGAGCAGCAUCAGACACUUUCCAGCUCUCCUGGCCUGCGAAGCUACCUCCUCACGCUAUCCAAGCAUCAACAUGAAGACCUUUGCCAUUGUGCUCUGCCUGGUUGCUGGUGCCGCUGCGCUGCCACGGGGCUUCUACUCAGGUGGUCUGUUUGGCCAGGGAGGUCAGGCGACCGGAAAUGCUGCUGGCAAUGUGGUGUCCGGGGUCAGCGGUGGUCCCUUCCAGAACUCCCGGAUCACACAAGUCAGCGCCACCGCCUCGGGCUCAGCGCGAGGCAAUGCCCGGAGCACCAACUCAGCCAGCGCCACUAACUUCGGCUCGUCGGGACUGUUCGGAAACCAGCAGUUCUCCAACACCAACGCCGUCUCCAACCAGCAGUCGUUUGGCGGCGGCUUCGGUGGUUACCAGCGGCCGGCUGGCUUCGGCUACCAACAGUACCCCAGGCGGGGCUACUACUAGUGGAUGCCCUGCGCCUUUCUUUUAGUGGCGUGUGUGAUGGAUUAUCAGAAGCUCAGUUGUUGAUCUGUUCAUAAGACGUAUGAACAUAACGUGACGUCGUCAUCGUUCAUAUCCUUGAGCGACCCGAAUAUGGCGGUAAUGGAAGGCAUUGAUCCACCACUGGCAUAGUUUGGGAUGAUUUUUUCAUCUCAUGGAGGGCGGUGUAUAGUACACGCAAAUGGCGGAAUGCUUUAUUUAUCCCCGAUGCGUCUGAGCUAGCUGUCUCCAAUGACGCGUGCUGAUGUCUGAUCGAGACAGGCGAGGCAGCAUUGAUCAUCUGUUGCUCGAUCUCACCUGUGGUGUGGUGUUAGGUGAAUAAACGCCCAUACGACUG